AUGGCGGGAAAGAACGCAUUCUGGAGAUCGAUGUGCGUUGUGCAUCUGAGCCACAAUCCCCAUAUUCUUGGACAGCGGCCUCCCCCACCCUGCGGCCUCCCCGUGGCCUCCCCCUCCCUGCGGCCUCCCGUGGCCUCCCCCUCCCUGCGGCCUCCCCGUGGCCUCCCCCUCCCUGCGGCCUCCCCCUCCCUGCGGCCUCCCGUGGCCUCCCCCUCCCUGCGGCCUCCCCCUCCCUGCGGCCUCCCCCUCCCCGCGGCCUCCCCCUCCCUGCGGCCUCCCCCUCCCUGCGGCCUCCCCGUGGCCUCCCCCUCUCCGUGGCCUCCCCUCCCCGUGGCUUCCCGUGGCCUCCCCCUCCCUGCGGCCUCCCCGUGGCCUCCCCCUCCCUGCGGCCUCCCCUCCCCAUGGCUUCCCCCUCCCCGUGCUUCCCACUCCCUGCGGCCUCCCCGUGGCCUCCCCCUCCCCGCAGCCUCCCAAUCCCUGUGGCUUCCCUGCGGCCUCCCCUCCCCAUGGCUUCCUCCUCCCCGUGGCAUCUCCCUCCCCGUGGCCUCCCCUCCCCGUGGCUUCCCCCUCACCGCGGCCUCCCCCUCACCCUCCCCGCGGCCUCCCCCUCACCCUCCCCGCGGCCUCACCCUCCCCGCGGCCUCCCCCUCACCCUCCCCGUGGCCUCCCCGCAGCCUUCCCCUCCCUGCGGCCUCCCCCUCCCCGUGGACUCCCCCUCCCUGCGGCCUCCCCGCGGCCUCCCCCUCCCCGUGGCCUCCCCCUCCCCAUGGCCUCCCCUCCCCGUGGCUUCCCCCUCCCCGUGGCCUCUCCCUCCCAGUGGCCUCCCCCUCCCUGCGGCCUCCCCGUGGCCUCCCCCUCCCUACGGCCUCCCCUCCCGUUGGCUUCCCCCUCCCUGCGGCCUCCCCGUGCUUCCCACUCCCUGCGGCCUCCCCGUGCUUCCCACUCCCUGCGGCCUCCCCGUGCUUCCCACUCCCUCCCCGCAGCCUCCCAAUCCAUGUGGCUUCCUGCGGCCUCCCUCCCCGUGGCUUCCCCCUCCCCGUGGCCUCUCCCUCCCCGUGGCCUCUCCCUCCCCGUGGCCUCCCCUCCCCGCGGCCUCCCCCUCACCCUCCCCGCGGCCUCCCCCUCACCCUCCCCGCGGCCUCCCCCCUCACCCUCCCCGUGGCCUCCCCGCAGCCUUCCCCUCCCUGCGGACUCCCCCUCCCCGUGGACUCCCCCUCCCUGCGGCCUCCCCGCGGCCUCCCCCUCCCUGCGGCCUCCCCUCCCCGCGGCCUCCCUGCGGCCUCCCCCUCCCUGCGGCCUCCCCUUCCCGUGGCUUCCCUGCGGCCUCCCCUCCCCGUGGCUUCCCCCUCCCCGUGGCCUCCCCUCCCUGUUGCCUCCCCUCCCCGUGGCUUCCCCCUCCCUGUGGCCUCUCCCUCCCCGUGGCCUCCCUGUGGCCUCCCCGUGGCCUCCCCCUCCCCGUGGCCUCCCUGUGGCCUCCCCGUGGCCUCCCCGUGGCCUCUCCCUCCCCGUGGCCUCCCCUCCCCAUGGCUUCCCCCUCCCUGUGGCCUCCCCCUCCCUGCGGCCGCCCCUCCCCAUGGCUUCCCCCUCCCCGUGGCCUCUCCCUCCCUGCGGUCUCCCCUCCCCGUGGCCUCCCAGUGGCCUCCCUGCGGCCUUCCCCUCCCCAUGUCCUCCCCAUGGCCUCCCCGCGGCCUCCCCCUCCCCGUGGCCUCCCCUCCCCGCGGCCUCCCCCUCCCCGCGGCCUCCCCCUCCCCGCGGCCUCCCCUCCCCGCGGCCUCCCCCCUCCCCGUGGCCUCCCAGUGGCCUCCCCCUCCCCGCGGCCUCCCCCUCCCCGCGGCCUCCCCUCCCGUGGCCUCCCCUCCCCGCGGCCUCCCCUCCCCGUGGCCUCCCCCUCCCCGUGGCCUCCCAGUGGCCUCCCCGCGGCCUCCCCCUCCCCAUGUCCUCCCCAUGGCCUCCCCGCGGCCUCCCCUCCCCGUGGCCUCCCCUCCCCGCGGCCUCCCCUCCCCCCGGCCUCCCCCUCCCCGUGGCCUCCCCUCCCAGUGGCCUCCCCCUCCCCGUGACCUCCCAGCGGCCUCCCCGGGGCCUCCCCCUCCCCGUGGCCUCCUCGUGGCCUCCCCCUCCCCGCGGCCUCCCCCUCCCCGCGGCCUCCCCCUCCCCGCGGCCUCCCCCUCCCCGCGGCCUCCCCCUCCAAGCGGCCUCCCCGGGGCCUCCCCCUCCCCGUGGCCUCCUCGUGGCCUCCUCAAUGGAUCAUUACAGACUUCUCCUGAGUAUCUGGGUCAUUCAGAGUUCCCUGCCAACCCGACACCGACCAACAGUGUGACCUCUGCGGCCACAGACGGAACCUCCUCCGGUCUCCCUGAGCGCAGCACCUCCCAACUCCAUGGGCAUCGGAGCGGUGGUGCUGCUAUAUGA
Molecule: messenger RNA, 2409 nt
Organism: Oncorhynchus keta (chum salmon)
Lineage: Eukaryota; Metazoa; Chordata; Actinopteri; Salmoniformes; Salmonidae
Product: basic proline-rich protein-like
Exons: 3
Coding region: 1-2409 (802 amino acids)
Source: RefSeq, a predicted model, not a curated record